CAAGUCUUCGUCACCCCUGACGUAAUGAGUACGACGGAGAAGAACUGCACGAUCCUGCUCUUCUCGGGCGUGGAGAAGGGCGGGCUCCAGCCGCCGAGCCAGGACGAGAUCCUCAAGGGCCUCGAGAGCCCCAAGAUGGAGGAGAAGGUCCGCGCGCUCAAGGCGGCGAUCCUCGCGCUCCUCAACGGCGAGAAGCUGCCGCGCGUCCUCAUGCAGAUCAUCCGCUUCUGCUCCACGAAGGAGGACCACCAGCUCAAGAAGCUCCUCAUGGUCUACUGGGAGAUCGCGUCCAAGUACGACGAGGCCGGGAAGCUCCUGCCCGAGAUGAUCCUUGUCUGCAACGCGCUCCUCAACGACCUCAACCACGCCAACGAGUACAUCCGCGGCUCAAUGCUGCGCUUCCUCUGCAAGAUCAAGGAGCGCGAGCUCCUCGAGCCGCUCAAAGACGCCGUCAAGGCCAACCUCGACCACCGCCACGCGUACGUGCGCAAGAACGCUGUCAUGACGGUCUACUCGAUGUACAAGAACUUUGGCGAGCUCCUCAUCCCCGACGCGCCCGAGCUCAUCGAGCGCUUUAUCGUCAACGAGUCGGACGCGAGCGCGCGCCGCAACGCCUUCCUCAUGCUCUUUGACUGCGCCGAGAACGUGGCUGUCAACUUUCUCAUGACCUCGAUGGACCAGAUCCAAAAGUUUGGCGACGGCUUCUCGCUCGUGAUCCUCGAGCUCACGCGCAAGGUCUGCCGGGCCGACCCUGCCCAGAAGGCGCGCUUCGUGCGCUGCAUCUUCCAGCUCCUCCAGUCGUCGUCGGCGGCCGUCAGCUACGAAGCCGCGUGGACGCUCGUGACGCUGAGUUCGGCGCCGACGGCCGUGCGCGCCGCGGCCAAGACGUACGCGGGCCUCCUCAACAGCCAGAGCGACAACAACGUCAAGCUGAUCGUGCUCGACCGGCUCGCGGAUCUGAAGAAGCACCACACAAAGAUCCUCCAGGAAGUGCUCAUGGACGUCAUGCGCGCGCUGAGCUCGCCCAACCUCGACAUUUGCAAAAAAGUGCUUGAGAUCGCCAUGAGCCUCGUGAGCCCGCGCAACAUUGAAGAGGUCAUUGGGCACCUCAAGCGCGAGAUCCUCAAGACGCAGGAGAAGGGCCGCAUGGAGAAGGCGCAGUGCGACGAGUACCGCGCGCUCCUCAUCAAGUCGAUCAACAACUGCGCGGUCAAGUUCCCCGACAUUGCGCACCAGGUCGUCCACCUCUUGCUCGAGUUUGUCGGCACGGACGGCGCCAUGGACGUCCUCCUCUUUGUCCGCACCAUGUGCGAGUCGUACCCGGAUUUGCGCGCGAGCAUCCUCCAGAAGCUCCUCAUCUCGUUCCCGGACAUCCAGUCGGCCAAGGUCUACCGCGUUGCGCUCUGGGUACUCGGCGAGUACGCGAGCGACGACCUCGGGGCGUCGGAGACCUCGAUCGACGGCGUCUUCCAAGCGAUCCUCGCGGCCCUUGGAUCCCUCCCGCUCAACGCGGCAACGCCCGUGCAAGACGCGGCCAAGGUCGACCCCGUCGCAGCCACGGUCAAGCCCACGACCAAGAGCAUCGUCUUGGCCGACGGCACGUAUGCGACCGAGACGUCGUACGCGGCGCCGGCGGCCGUCGACGCGGCCGGGCCCGUGCUCAUGCUCCGCAAGCUCGUGCUCAACGGCGACUUUUUCCUGGCCUCGACGCUGGCGUCCACGCUGACCAAGCUCGUCGCGCGCGCGAUCGCCAAGGACGCGUCGGCCGCCGAGGACGGCAUUGUGAAGGCCAUGACGGUCGACGCGCUCCGGUACAUCGUCGCCGUCGUCGUCUACGGCCUCGACCACUGCCGGUCGGCCAAGAACGGCAAAAUCGAGCUCGACGAAGACUCGCGCCGGCGCAUGCUGCUGUGCGUGCGCAUCCUCUCGGACCCUGCGGCGUUUGAAGCGCUGCAUGGCGUGCUCAUCCGCGACUGCCGCGCGUCGUACCAAGCCGUGUUGGAAGCGCUCAAGGCGCAGACGGCGGCGGACCUCGCCAAGGUCGCGUCGGACGAGCCGGCGACGCUGCAGGCCGACGACCUCAUUAGCUUUCGCCAGCUGCGCGGCAAGAAGGCGCUCGGAUCGACGGACAUUGAUAUUGACGACGGCGCCGACAUUGGGCGCGCGGUGGCGACGAACGAGUACAGCGGGAAGCUCCGCGCCGUGCACCAGCUCACGGGCUUUGCCGACUCGGUGUACGCCGAGGCGUACGUGACGGUGCACGACUAUGAUAUCGUGCUCGAGAUCCUCGUCAUCAACCGGACGCCGACAACGCUCAACAACCUGAGCGUCGACUUGACGCCGAUGGGCGACCUCAAGCUCAUCGAGCGCCCGGCGUCCGUGACGAUCGGGCCGCUGGACACGCGCACGAUCCGCGCCAACAUCAAGGUGUCGUCGACCGAGACGGGCCAUAUCUUUGGCACGAUCGUGUACGAGAGCGCGUCGGGCGCCGACAAGACGUACGUGAACCUCAACGACAUCCACCUCGACAUCAUGGAUUACAUCGUGCCGGCCUCGUGCGCCGACACGGCGUUCCGGUCGAUGUGGGCCGAGUUUGAGUGGGAGAACAAGGUGGCUGUCAACACGGACAUCACCAACGUCUUUGCGUUCCUCCAGCACAUUACGGACAAGACCAACAUGCGCUGCAUGACGCCGACGGCGUCGCUCGGCGGCGACACGAACUUUCUCGCGGCCAAUCUGUACGCCAAGAGCAUCUUUGGCGAAGACGCGCUCGCCAACCUCAGCGUCGAGAAGCUCGAGAAGGGCAAGAUCACGGGUCACAUUCGCAUCCGAAGCAAGACGCAGGGCAUCGCGCUGAGCCUCGGCGACCGCAUCACGGCCGUCCAGCGCGGCCAGGACGACCCGAACAAGCGAAAGAAGGUUGUUGGGUAGGCGCGCGACGGAGCCCGUGCUACUACAUGACCCUUCCUCCUCCUCUUGCGUGGCUUAUACUAAUCAAAUCAACACGGACCCUGAGCGAUCAGCGCCCGCAA
This is a messenger RNA of Saprolegnia parasitica CBS 223.65, 3032 nucleotides long. RefSeq lists its product as hypothetical. The record is from RefSeq and is a predicted model, not a curated record. The coding region runs from base 25 to 2931 and encodes 968 amino acids. The transcript is spliced from 2 exons. Gene Ontology annotation, biological process: intra-Golgi vesicle-mediated transport; intracellular protein transport; endoplasmic reticulum to Golgi vesicle-mediated transport. NCBI's taxonomy places the organism in Eukaryota, Oomycota, Saprolegniomycetes, Saprolegniales, Saprolegniaceae. Gene Ontology annotation, cellular component: cytoplasm; COPI vesicle coat. Gene Ontology annotation, molecular function: structural molecule activity.